This is a messenger RNA of Dioszegia hungarica, 990 nucleotides long. RefSeq lists its product as uncharacterized. Lineage: Eukaryota; Fungi; Basidiomycota; Tremellomycetes; Tremellales; Bulleribasidiaceae. The record is from RefSeq and is a predicted model, not a curated record. The annotation marks the transcript as partial. The transcript has 4 exons.
CAACCCUUCAUCGCUAUCAAUGACGCUCUCUUCUCCCGGGUCCUCGGUCCGACCGCCGAUGUUGAGGUCAUCGCACGGCGUCCUCAUGCCUUCGCACACGAGGCUGGCGUCUACGUACCUGCUACCGACGAGGUAUGGUUCACUAGCAACCUGCUACGCGCCGGUCCGAGCAUCCGGGUCGAGAUCUCCAAACUCAGGCUAGACACCCUCGCGGUCGAGGCGGUCGAACUGCCUGCGGUACCACUAGGCAAUGGCGGGUGCCUAUACCGAGGCCAUCUCCUGUUCUGCGAGCAGGGCUCCCUCGACACACCGUCGCAGCUCGUCCUGGUCGACCCGCUCCCCCCAUACCAGUCCCAACCCAUCCUCAACAACCUCCACGGUCGUAGAUUCAACUCACUCAACGACGUCAUCGUCCUCCCUCCCCCUCAUUCCUGCGGUUCCGAAACUAUAUGGUUUACCGAUCCGACGUACGGGUACGAGCAGGGCUUCAGACCAUCACCCCAGCUACCGAGCCAGGUCUACGUCUUCAACCCUGCGACGGGUGCGGUACGGGCAGUAGCAGAUGGGUUUGACCACCCAAACGGUAUCUGCUUUGAUCCGAGGGGCGAGGUGUGCUACAUCUCGGAUACGGCGCACAUCCACGGCUCGGGUGUGAUAGAUCCGAGCAAGACAAGCACUAUUUACGCCUUCGAUGUGGUUUGGCACGGUCGAGAACCUCAACUACAGAGUCGACGCCUUUUCGCCUUUUGCGAUAGCGGUGUACCGGAUGGAAUCAAGUGCGACGAACUCGGCAACGUGUAUGCCGGCUGUGGUGAUGGGCUGCAUAUAUGGAAUAACAGAUUAUUCGAGCUAGUGAAAGGUGGCAAAAAGGGCGGUUGUGCCAAUUUCUGCUUUGUUCCCGGUGGCAGGAUACUAUGUCUAGCGGAGGAUACGAUAUAUAUGGUGGAGGGGCUAGUAGUGGAGGGCAGUACCAUUGUAGCUCAUCGGUAG